This is a messenger RNA of Neltuma alba, 1339 nucleotides long. RefSeq lists its product as uncharacterized. The transcript has 5 exons. The record is from RefSeq and is a predicted model, not a curated record. Lineage: Eukaryota; Viridiplantae; Streptophyta; Magnoliopsida; Fabales; Fabaceae. Bases 567 to 1157 code for a protein of 196 amino acids.
AAUUUCUUCUCCAGUGUAACGACUUUUUUUUCCAUUAGGGGAAAAAAAAGGUUGAUUUGAGCUUGUUCGCUGAAGUGGUUCUGCAAAAUUGUGAUUCUGAAUAGAACGUAUUAUCUGGUUUGCGAUUUGUUUGUGUGUCAUGUUGAAUUCUUAAGAUUAGGAGACCGAAGUAUUCCGAAUUGAAAUUCUGGAAAGGUGUAUCCCGUAAGCUUGUUUCAAUUGGAAAGCUCUUUGCCUAGUAGCUCUACUUACUAUUUAUGAAACUGAUAUUAUUGAGCUAAUAUCUUUUUUUUCCAAUUUGUUGAAUACUGAUGUUGGAUUAAUGUAAACUUUUCUCGAACUCUCGUUUCAAUUGUUUGUCCCACCAUUUCAACGGGCUCAAUAUAAAAAAUCAAAUAUUUAGUAUACAAAAUAUACUUUUGGUUCAAAAUAGAUGGUAGUUUACUGUUCUUUCUGCUUAAUAAUUUGUGAUUUCUACUUGAAGAAGACUACCUGCAAAGUGCGUUCCUUUUUUUAUUCUAGCCUGGAGUAACCUGUUGCUGGCUUUGUUUGUUCCUUGUCCUAGGAUGGAGCCUAAUCAGCUUGACCCAAAUCAUUCCGGAGAGUUACUGAAGCAUUUGGAUAAGCAGCACGAGUUCCUUAUGGACUCCUAUAGGUUAAUGUUUAACCAGCUGCAAAAUCUUCAGGUGGAAGAAGAAAUGCUUAUGCGCAAGCUUUAUGAAGUCAUGUCUGGUCAUGGUCUCGCUAAGAAGGCUGACAGCAUGGAAAUAGCUAAUGGAGAUGAGACAAUGGAUAACCAUGUGGAAAAUGAACAAAAAAGAACAAGCUACAUAGCCAAUGGAGAUGACCCAAUGGACAAGCACGCGGAAAAUAACCAAAACAGAACAAUCAAAAUACGUGAUGAAAUAGGCCAUGGUGAUGACACAAUGGACAAGCAUGUGGAAAAUGAGCAAUACAGAACGAGCGAAAUAGCCAAUGGAGAUGACACGGAGGACAAGCACAUGAAAAAUGACCAAAAUAGAGCGAUCAAAAUGGCCCAUGGAGAUGACACAAUGGACAAGCAUGGGGAAAAUGAGGAAAAUGGAACACGGCGAAGCACACGUGAGCGAAAGAAGACAUGGAAACUGAGGGUAGAUGAUGAAUAUUACAUACAGUAGCACGAGGAGAGGUAGAUAGUGUUGAAAAGAAUAGUAAACAUCUCACUUUGUGAAUCCUUCUUCCUCUUUUCUUUAACCCAUUCUCUGUUUUCUUUUCUGUCAUUUUCUUACUCUAUUCUUUUUGUUUAACUAAUUUCAUUGGCUAAUCUGAAAUUUCUCAAUACAGUAUUCCAAUUUGGAAU